Molecule: messenger RNA, 246 nt
Organism: Nezara viridula (southern green stink bug)
Lineage: Eukaryota; Metazoa; Arthropoda; Insecta; Hemiptera; Pentatomidae
Source: the annotation of a GenBank genome assembly
AUGCGGCACGGCGGUAGGCGCGCGGUCGAUAAUGUAGAUCCGCCCCUUCCACCUCUCUCUCUUCGCAAAAAGUUCUAUCUCCCCGUGUCCGGCCUCGUUAUGAAGGGAAGGGACACUACUGGGAGCGAGCCGCUCUCGAUGAAAAAGCUAGUCUGGAGAUCUAAUGGCCGCGAGGCCACAGCAAGCCAACAGAGGCGAUGUCUUUAUCAUUGCCAUGGUCCGAUCCAGAAUAUGCCGUCCCGAUAA